UUCAAUUAUAUUACUGAGUUAAUUCUACUUUUCAAUUUUAAUUGCUGCACUAAAAGGGAAGUUACCAGUUUUAAGAGUUGAAACACCUUGUAUAUCGAGUGGGCAGCUGCAAAAGAAAACAUCACGGAGUAGCUAAUGCAGCCACAUCCAUAUGACAUGUUGAAUGUAUAAACAUUUUACAAAAUUUUGAAUUAAAUUGUUAAUUGCUACAGGAGUGUCACAUGCAGGCAAAGUAAAGCUUAUUUUUCUUUAAUUUAAAAUUACAAAGUAAUGGAAGUUACACGAUCAAACUUUCUUCAGUUGCUCCCUUCAAUAAAGGAGGCAAUAGCCAAAUGCGACUUUAUAGUAAUUGACUGCGAAUUAACCGGUUUAAAUACGGUAAAUAAUAUCAACGCGUUCGACACCCAAAAACAGUACUACGAGAAAGUACGGCGAAACUCGAAGGACUUCUUAAUUAUUCAGUACGGCUUAUGCAUGUUCAGGUAUGACGUCGACAAGAAAGUCUACAAACAGCAAGGGUACAACUUUUACAUCUUUCAAACUGGCGCAAAUAAGUUCGUGCCCGAUCAUCGAUUUUUGUGUCAGUCGUCUAGUUUAGAUUUCCUAUCCGGUAGUGGAUUCGAUUUUAAUAAGCUCUUCAAGGAGGGGAUCUCGUACUUGAACUCGAACGAAGAGGAGAAAUGUCGCGCCUCGUUAUCGGACGCGCAGAAAGUACGCGCCAAUAAACUGCACAACAACAGUUUCACCCCGGAAAAGUGCAACCAGGCGAUAAACGACGAAGAUAAGGAGCUCGUCAAUAAUAUUUUCAACGAAAUACGCGAUUUUAUAGCGAGCGACAAAGAAGAGCACGUCCUUCCGAAAUGUAACGCGUACAUUAGGCGAUUGGUUUAUCAACAGGCGGAGGCGAAGCUCGCGAAUAAAGCCAGUUUGGAGACUAGGGCGUUAGAAAAUAGGGAUCACGUGCUUGUAGUAACCCGAUUAAAGUCGAAGGAGGACAGAGAAGCGAUGAAUCGAAAGGUCGUCGAGAGGGAAGAGGAACAGCUGCGGCAAAGUAUCGGGUUUGCCUCUGUUAUAAAAGCAAUUGUCGAAUCUGGGAAAUUGGUCGUCGGUCACAAUAUGUGCCUGGAUCUUCUCCACACAAUUCAUCAAUUUUUGAUUCCUUUGCCCUUCGAAUAUCAGGAAUUUAAGGAAAUUGCUCAUUAUUCGUUUCCUAAAAUAUUGGAUACGAAGUACAUGUCUAGUACAGCGCCACUGAGGGGUUUGAUCGAUUCAACAGUCGUGGCUCAUUUGCUGGCCACUGUUCAGAAGGAACCCUUUAAAAUUCCCGAUAUAGAAGUUGAGGAAAACCUGGAGGGAUACACUCUUGACAACACCAAGCAACACGAGGCGGGCUACGACGCGUACAUAACCGGCGUUAGUUUUCUAGCAAUGUGGAAUUACCUACACACCUUAAAUGGACAAAGUGAAAGUUACCCAAACUUUUCGCUACUAGAUCCAUACUGUAAUAGGUUAUUCCUGAUGCGGUUGCAGGAUUGUCCCUAUAUGAAUUUAGCGGGAACGGACGUGAUCCCCAGUAGGGAACAUAUUGUGUACCUGUCAUUUCCAAAGACUUGGAAGCAGAAUGACAUUUUCCAAUUGUUUAGCCCGUUUGGUAACGUAUUCAUCGCUUGGAUUGAUGACCAGUCGGCCUACAUUGCUCUGCAAAGACGGGAUCAGAUUUCAAUUGUUUUAAGUACACUUUCACAAAGCGAAACUUACACGAUUAUGUCUUACGCGCAACGUCAAGCGCAUCUUGCGGGUGAUACCGGUCUGGGUCUACUACCGAAACAGAGGACGAGAGCGGCGAGUGAAAUCAAUCCGUCUGUCAAGAAGAGGAAAAUGGUUAGCGAAGGGGGGGGUAUUACAAAGGAGAAGGUAACCCUCAAUUUAACCCCAUUUGUAAAUAAGAAAACAAAAAUUGAAAAAUCUGCUCAGAAACAAACUUUUGACGAGCCUAGUGAUUGGGAAUGACUAUGUAAAGUCAAAUAAAGAAAUGCAAUACA
Photinus pyralis (common eastern firefly) is the source of this 2042-nucleotide messenger RNA. Its product is annotated as poly(A)-specific ribonuclease PARN-like. Gene Ontology annotation, biological process: nuclear-transcribed mRNA poly(A) tail shortening. The transcript is spliced from 11 exons. Gene Ontology annotation, cellular component: nucleus; cytoplasm. Lineage: Eukaryota; Metazoa; Arthropoda; Insecta; Coleoptera; Lampyridae. Bases 271 to 2010 code for a protein of 579 amino acids. The record is from RefSeq and is a predicted model, not a curated record. Gene Ontology annotation, molecular function: RNA binding; metal ion binding; poly(A)-specific ribonuclease activity.